Molecule: messenger RNA, 2457 nt
Organism: Lasiosphaeria miniovina
Lineage: Eukaryota; Fungi; Ascomycota; Sordariomycetes; Sordariales; Lasiosphaeriaceae
Product: ankyrin repeat-containing domain protein
Exons: 4
Coding region: 1-2457 (818 amino acids)
Molecular function (GO): protein binding
Source: RefSeq, a predicted model, not a curated record
AUGGUCCUAGACGAAUCAUCAAGAAAGAUCAUCGGGCUGGUCAUUGGUCGUUGCGAAGAGAAGGCUGAGGCAUUGCGUGACAUCUUCCAGGAAGUGGAAAAGCGCAAAAACGAGGCGAAUGAUCGGCCAGCCCACGAUAUCUUCCUCGCCAUGUCAUCUAUCCUCAAGACCCUCCACACCUCGCCAUAUCUGGAUCGAAAGAAUAGGAAUCCAGAUAGGGUCUUGGGGACGUGCGAGUGGUUCGUCAAUCACCAGCUUUUUCGAAAAUGGCAAGAGAGCAGCUCGUCCAGCAUGCUCUGGGUCUCCGCAGAUCCUGGGUGCGGGAAAUCCGUCUUAGCAAGGCAUCUGGUAGACUCUGAGCUUCGGACUACCACAUCCAGAACUACCUGCUAUUUCUUCUUCAAGGACGACAUCGAUGAUCAGAGAAGCGCGAAAAGCGCCCUUUGCUGCAUCUUACACCAACUCUUUACGCAAAGAGAGAUCCUCUUCUCCAGUGAGAUCGUUAAGCGGCUCGAAACCCGUGAAAUACACUUUACCGACUCGUUUGACGAACUCUGGGAGGUCCUUAUUAUGGCUUCACAGGACAAGAAUGCUGGCGAGAUAGUCUAUAUUCUUGACGCCUUUGACGAAUGUGAAGACCAAGAACAUUCUAUGCUCGCCCAAGCCCUGUGCAAACUAUAUCGAACCGAGAAGGCCUUUAACCUGAAGUUUCUCAUUAUAAGUCAGCCCCAUGGCACUAUCCGACGGGGUUUCCAGCCUCUCGAUAUGCCAGGGUUACCUCUUGUCCAUUUAAGUGGGGAAAGCGAAGUUGAGACGGACAAGAUUGCCCGAGAGAUCGAUAUCUAUAUACGCGCAAGGGUCCAGAGCAUCCGAGACCGUCUGACUCUUAGUCUAGAAGAUGAACAGCUGCUCUUACAAGGGCUUCUGCGUACCCCAAACCGGACGUAUCUGUGGGUUUAUCUCACCAUGGAUUUAGUCCAGGAUGACAUUGGCAUCAAUAAACUUGGGAUACGCAAGGCCGUUUCCUCCCUUCCGCCAACCGUCGACCACGCAUACGAGGGUAUCCUGAACAAGAGUCAUAAUCCCGAAGAAGCCAAGAAACUACUACAUGUUGUCGUCGGGGCAGCACGGCCUUUGGCUCUAGCGGAAAUGGCCGUAGCGCUGGCUCUCCAACCAGACCACCAGUCGUAUGAAGACCUAGACCCCAAAGCUGAUAAGCGCUUCCGUGAAUAUGUGAGAGACCUCUGCGGCCUCUUUAUCACCAUUAUCGACUCCAAAAUAUACCUCCUUCACCAGACCGCGAGAGAAUUCCUUGUCCAGGAUGACCCUUCAAAAGGGGUCCACCCGGAAAAGGCUCGUUUGGGAGAAGCCCGACCGAAAAGUAAUGACGAUGAACUAAGGUGGAAAUCCUCACUCCAGCCACGGGAGUCCCAUCGCAUUCUUUGCCAGAUCUGUGUUUGGCAUCUGCUCUUUACUGAGUUCGAGACCCACUCUCUGGAUGAGAACGAGAUAUUAUCUCAAUACCUUGAUCACGUCUUUCUUCACUACUCUGCUAAAAACUGGGCUUAUCACUCCCGCGCGUCUAGCAUCGAGGAUGAUGACGCAAUUACGGACUCACUGCUAGCGAUUUGCGAUGCGCGGACAAGACGUUGUCUAACUUGGUUUAGAAUCUACUGGGCAGACACAAAGGCAGAUUUCCCUCAGAACUUCACAAUCCUCAUGAUUGCUUCUUAUUUUGGACUAGAGCGGGUUGUGGAACUGCUGCUUAAGAGAGAUGAUGUCGAAGUAAACUCCCUUAACGGCACAUAUCGGCGCUCAGCGCUCUCUUGGGCUUCAGAGAAUAGAUUUAACGGCGUUAUCAGCAUUUGGAAAGGCACGGAUGUCGACGUGGGAGAUAGAUACGGUCGAACACCUCCAUCAUAUGCUGCUUGGAAUGGACACAUGGCCACCACCAAGCGGCUUGUUAAGGCAAAAGCCCGCGUCGAUUCAGUGGACGAAAUUGGGAGAACGCCAAUAUCCUACGCCCUUUGCAGAGCCCGGGCCGGCUCAGUGGAGGUGAUUAGUCGGGAAUUACUUACUUCCGCUGUCGGGAAAGGCCAUAAGACUAUCGUUGAACGGCUGCCUGAAAAAGCGGCAAAUAUGGAGGCGGCGGGUGACGAUGGCCAGACAGUACUAUGGUUAGCUGCCGAGAGCGGGCACGAGGCCGUCGUGCGGCUACUCCUCGAGAAAGGAGCGAAUAUAGAGGCGAGUGCUUACUAUGGCCGGACAGUACUAUGGUCAGCUGCCGAGAGCGGGCACGAGGUUGUCGUGCGGCUACUCCUUGAGAAAGGGGCGAAUAUUGAGGCGAGGGGUGACGAUGGCCGGACAGCACUAUGGUCAGCUGCCGAAAGCGGGCACGAGGCCGUCGUACGGCUACUUAUUACAAACCACUCGACUGUUAGGGUCGUCUGUCUGUAA